AUGUUCAAAUUCGCGGUAGUCGGCGCACUUUUCGUGGUAUCCGCUCUCGCUGCACCGGCGUCACAGGACGCGCCGGCGGCGGCGGCGCCGCCACCCUCGAUCCUCGAGGAAGCCCUCGACGUAUACGCUUCCUGUUCCGAGGAAUCGAGUAUCGCGGUGUGUCUCAAGAUGAAGGCCCUGCGCUACGUCGACCGUGCCGCUCGCUCGGCCGACAUCGAAGUCAUUGACGGAUUCAAGAUCGUGCAGACCGAGGAGGCCAAGAAUAGCCGAGCUGACAAUGCAAGGUCUCUUAAUGACAUUGAAAGUACUUUACCUGCUGAGACCGAAGCCAAAGAAGCCGCAAUUGAUCAGGCUAUUGUCGAUAGAGCCUCCAAAUUCUUAUCCACGCAUACUGUUGAGUUGAGCCUCCCCGAAGACGUUUCCCGUUCUUUUGAUGAAGCUCGUGGAAAGAAGAAGAAGAUCGCCAAAACUCUGUUGCCCAUCCUUCUUCUCCUGAAACUGAAAGCUGCUGCCCUUAUCCCUAUUGUUCUUGGUGGUUUGGCUUUGGUAGCUUUCAAAGCCCUCAUCGUCGGCAAGAUUGCUCUCAUCAUCAGCUUGAUCCUCGGCCUGCAAAAACUGCUCGCUUACAAGAAUCAGAGCUACGAAGUUGUCGCUCAUCCCGUUCAUGAUUAUGGACACGAUGUGCACCACGACCAUCACGGCUGGGCGAGAUCAUCGGCCGGUUCUGAUCUCGCGUACAAAGCUUAUAAACCUACCGAAUAGUUAAAAAUUAUGCACAACUUCUCUUCCUUCUAAUUUUCUACCUUCAUUCGCCAAAGUGAUCGUCUCUAAUCCGACGAUCACCUGAGAGUGGCGUGGCUUAUCUUCUCAGGGAUCCGCGGACAAGCUCAACUCGACAACGAAGACGUUUGUCUUACGACGCAUACGAACGACUAUAUUGAACGACAAUUCUGUAUGGACGGGCAAACGACUGUUAGACACGGACGGUUACUGGAUUUUGUGCGGACUGGAUUUAACGGUACACGACUCGACGACUCCGACGACGAUGCCGCAGUCGACGAUCGAUAGGGAUGCUACGAUCGCCGUGGUUCGAUGUAUAUUCCGGCAAAUCUCGACGACGAAACUUAUCACUUUACUGACAACGACGAAAGGCUAUACACUCAGAGAUUAUGAGAAUCUCAAAAGACUCUCAUGACAGAAUAGUGGAAUCCUGUCAGAAUGGUAGAAGUCGCGCCCUUUCGAUCAUACUCGUGCGGUAUCCUUUCAGAAUCCUCCGUGUCUAUCGUAUGCGGAACGACUCGUAGUCAGUACUCGCACGAGACCACCAGA
Temnothorax curvispinosus is the source of this 1329-nucleotide messenger RNA. RefSeq lists its product as uncharacterized. NCBI's taxonomy places the organism in Eukaryota, Metazoa, Arthropoda, Insecta, Hymenoptera, Formicidae. The coding region runs from base 1 to 762 and encodes 253 amino acids. The record is from RefSeq and is a predicted model, not a curated record. The transcript has 3 exons.